Hyposmocoma kahamanoa is the source of this 1931-nucleotide messenger RNA. RefSeq names its product gamma-soluble NSF attachment protein-like. The coding region runs from base 52 to 1110 and encodes 352 amino acids. Gene Ontology annotation, cellular component: SNARE complex; vacuolar membrane. The transcript has 8 exons. Gene Ontology annotation, molecular function: syntaxin binding; soluble NSF attachment protein activity. The record is from RefSeq and is a predicted model, not a curated record. Gene Ontology annotation, biological process: intracellular protein transport. Lineage: Eukaryota; Metazoa; Arthropoda; Insecta; Lepidoptera; Cosmopterigidae.
ACGCCAGAGAAAUCCCGCGUGUGAUAAUUCAAGUUGUAAGUGUUCGUAAAGAUGAGCAGCAAGGUACAAGAAGCACAGGAGCACGUUCGUGCGGCCGAAAAAUAUCUAAAAACGUCUCUCAUGCGUUGGAAAGCCGACUUCGACUCAGCCGCCGACGAGUACAGCCAAGCUGCACAAUGCUACCGCAUUGCCAGGGAAGUGCAACUAGCAAGGGAUUGCUACGUUAAGGCUGCAGAUUUAUAUAAGAAGAACAAAAGUCUCUUCCAUGCCGCCAAAGCUUUGGAAAACGUCAUGAUUCUCUGCAAAGAACACGCAACUGAUAAUCAAAUAUACGAUUGGGCCAUGGAUGCAUCUACUCUCUAUCAAGAACAUGGUUCCGGGGACAGUGCCGCUAACAUCCUUGAUAAAGCAGCUAAAAUACUCGAACCAAGAUCCGCAGAAAUGGCCGUAAAACUGUAUUUACACGCUGCGGAUGUUUCUUCUACGGAGAGUGGUCAACACCAGGGAGCUGAAUACUUGAGCAAGGCUUCCCGCAUACUCGUGCGACUCGAACGGUACGAUGAGGCAAUGGAUUCAAUUCGCCGUGAAAUUGGAUUUCAUCAGGAAGCGGGCAAUAUAGGACAGAUCGGAAGACUUUGUGUGGUGGGCGUACUUAUUCAACUUGCACGCGGAGAUGUUGUGGCUGCCGAAAAAGUUUAUAAAGAAUGGGGUAACUCCUGUGAAGCUCCUGAGAUGACUACGAUUGAGCAGGCCCUUCAAGCUUUCGACGAAGAGGAUCGGGAGGCUGCACAGCGCGCUCUGUCCUCCCCCUUUAUCCGCUCGAUGGACGUAGACUACGCACGCCUCGCUACGAAGAUUCCCCUUCCACAAGCAAUAGAGCCCGCACCUCGUGCUCAAGUGCGUCCUAAUGCGGCUCCUUCAUACGUGAGCGCCAACGCUGUGGCUGAUGCCGAAGUUACUGGUACCAAUGUGAAUGCCAGGCCUAGCGCCUCUCAAGGUGAGCCAGGGAUCUACAGUUACCCCGAUGAAGAGGACAAUGAAGAAUCACCGUACGUGGCAGUCACAUACGGUAAGAAGGAACAGAGCGAUGAGGAAGAAGAACUAUGUUAGACUGCUAAGUGAACGCUUAAUGCUGUAAGUUGUAGUGCCGCUAUACUUAGGCAUGACUGCAGUCUGACAAGUCUUUCUAAUUGUAUAUGAGGUACUUGCUCAUUCUCCGAUAAAUGAUCGCAGACUUUAAAAAAUAUAUACCACAUACCAUAAAAGGGUUGUAGGGGUAAGAAAAAUCGUGAAAUAUGUGAAUGGAAAUGUGUGUUUUAGUGAAGUUGUGUGAUCAUGAUGUGCCCUUAUUUUCGAAAAGAGUAGCGUCCCACGAUCGCGAUGCGUUCGGUAGGCAGAAUUCAUGUCACCUACUUUUAAAACGCCAGUCGUGGCGACUGGAAUCUGCUAUGAUAUAGCUUAGUAUUAGCAAUUUUGCUGCAUCGAUGCAGUCGCAAAAGCACAUGUGUUUGGACUCUUAUCGCAGAUGAGUAUUGCCACGAUUAAUUUCUUUACGUACCGUAUGUGUAAUGGGCAUUACAUUCAUAGUGAUCGUAAGUACCCUCUGGCAGUUUUGAACAGGUUAUAUCGGAUCAAAUCUUUGAAUAGCGCAUCAAGAGACAGAUAUAUGCUUGUGAUCAUUUCGUAAUCGUACAAACACUGAAGGCUUCCCCAAUAAAUAAGGACAGUCAAAUGUGGUCAUUAAAGAUUGUAAUCAUAUAUCAACUUGACCGAAAAACUGUAGUGUAUGUAUACUUAUACCAAUUCUUAUAUUAAAAAUAUCUUUGUGUAAACCGUAAAUUUCAUGAAGUAACCGUUUCAUAAUAAAUUAAAUAAGCAUAGAUAAUAAUCAAUACAUACAUUACAUAGCUAAAAGCUAAGUAGCAAAUACG